Apaloderma vittatum (bar-tailed trogon) is the source of this 561-nucleotide messenger RNA. It is a transcript of the gene ZCCHC17, whose product is annotated as zinc finger, CCHC domain containing 17. Lineage: Eukaryota; Metazoa; Chordata; Aves; Trogoniformes; Trogonidae. The transcript has 5 exons. Gene Ontology annotation, biological process: RNA stabilization. The record is from RefSeq and is a predicted model, not a curated record. Gene Ontology annotation, molecular function: RNA binding; zinc ion binding.
AUGGGGCAUUUAUAAAAAUUCCAGGCUGCAGGAAACAAGAUGAAAGAUGACAAGCUGAAGCUGUCGCUCUCCAUGAAGGUUGUUAACCAAGGCACCGGAAAAGACCUCGAUCCAAACAACGUUUCCCUUGAUCAGGAUGAGCGGAAAAAACGCACGUUCAGAGACUACACGAGUCAGAAGAUCACGCUUGAAGCUGUCCUGAACACCGUGUGCAAGAAAUGCGGUUGCAAAGGUCAUUUUGCCAAGGAGUGUUUUGUGCAGCCUGGAGGUACCAAAUAUAGCCUCAUCCCCGAAGAGGAGGAAGAGGAGGCGGCGGCAGCAGGAGGAUGUGAAAGAGAUAAAAAGAGCAGCGUGGCUGACAAUCCUGCAAAAAAAAGGAAGAAGAAGAAGAAGAGGAAGAAGCACAAGGAUAAGCAGUCCUCUGAGUCGGACUCGGACAGCUCGGACUCGGACAGCGAUGGGGCUCAGCCAGCCAGCAAGAGGACCAAGCACUCGGGGAAGCCCAGCAAGGCUCAGAAGAAGAAGAAGAAAAAGAAGCAUAAGAAGAAGCCGCGGGACUAA